Molecule: messenger RNA, 3263 nt
Organism: Haliotis rufescens (red abalone)
Lineage: Eukaryota; Metazoa; Mollusca; Gastropoda; Lepetellida; Haliotidae
Product: GPI ethanolamine phosphate transferase 2-like
Exons: 12
Coding region: 97-3054 (985 amino acids)
Biological process (GO): GPI anchor biosynthetic process
Cellular component (GO): endoplasmic reticulum membrane
Source: RefSeq, a predicted model, not a curated record
AUGGCCGCCCCCACAACUUAUAAUGAGCCAACUUAUACAGUGAUCUGUUUUCCCUUCUAGUGGCGUUAUUGCAAAUUUUUAUCAGACUUAUUGACAAUGACGAAGAAAGAGUACAUUGUUAUUGGUUUGGCAUUACUGCAGAUUUUGUCUUUCUCGGUAUUUCUGAAGGGAUUUUUUCCUCUGAAGCAAGGUCUAAAAGGUUUUGCCAGACUGGAGGACUCCCCAGCCGUGCCCGGAGAUACUGAUAAUUCAGUACCAAGUGGACACUACGACAGACUUAUCAUAGUUGUCAUUGAUGCACUGAGGGCGGACUUUGUUCUUGCUUCUCAAACGUAUAUGCCAUUCUUGAAGGAAAUGAUAAGAGAUGGCCAUGUGCUGCCAUUCACUGCAAAGGCCCACCCUCCAACAGUUACACUACCCCGAAUAAAGGCGCUAACAACUGGUGGCAUCCCAGGAUUUGUAGACGUUGUUCUAAACUUCGGUUCCAGUUCCCUGGAGGAGGACAACAUCAUCUCACAACUGAAGCGAGCAGAGAAGGAGCUUGUGUUUUUUGGUGAUGAUACGUGGAUGAAGCUGUUCCCAGAACACUUCUUCAGGACUGAUGGCACGACUUCCUUCUUUGUUACGGACUAUACUGAGGUGGACAUGAAUGUGACCCGCCACCUCCCCGAGGAGAUGAAGCUGGAUGACUGGGAUGUCAUGGUCCUCCAUUACCUCGGACUUGACCACAUCGGUCACCUCGAUGGCCCAAGGAGUCCCCUCAUCAGUCCCAAACUGUUUGAGAUGGACAACGUCCUGCAGAAGUUGUAUCAAGCAAUGAGGCAGUGGUUGGACGAGAGGGACUUGACAAGUCUGAUGAUGGUGUGUGGAGAUCAUGGCAUGAGUGAUCAAGGCGGCCAUGGUGGGGCAUCACCAGGGGAGACAACUGUUCCUGUCAUCUUCUUAAGUCCCAGUCUUCAUGACACUGUACCAGCUGGGGUACCAGCCCUGAACAUGGCUAGUCCCGGAAGCAUUAUGCAGAUUGAUGUUGCGCCCACUCUGGCUGCCCUCAUGGGAAUCCCCAUACCUAAAAAUAGCCUGGGGGAGAUUGUUGCCUCAACUCUGGUUGGUUACAGCCUUGAGGACAAGGUGCGGCUAAUGCAGGUCAAUGGCCACCAGGUGUCACUGUUACUGGAGCAGAACGUAGCAGACGUGGAGAAAGAAAAUGGAUAUCGUCGUUAUGAGCAAGUGAUGAACAGACAUUCUGAUUGGCUGAAGACGAAAAGCACAAACAUGUCAAGAGAAUCUUGGGAGAUGAUUGGUAAUCGUCUGGUGAAGGAUUAUGGGAAGGCUGUGCAGGAGAUGAGGUCAAGGGUCAGUGAAACAUCCACCAACUAUGACCUGCACGGGAUGGGGGUUGGCAUUGUACUGAUCUGUCUGAUAGUAUUGUUCCUGCUCUUGUUGUCUGUGUCGGACAUGUCAACAUUCAGACUUUCAACCAAUAGAAUCGCUGUUUGUCUUAUCUGCUGCAUCCCCGUUGUGCUGGGUCACAUGACCAUGUGUACGAGUCAGCUCCGCAGCGACUUCCUGUGUACGACCCACAUCCUCAUCCUUCCAAUUCAGCUGAUGGUGAUGAUAGGUGUUGUCAUGGCGACACUGUUCCUGGUGAUGUCCUUUGUCAAAUACAGAGACAGAAUUAUGUGCGUAAGGAUGUCGUGUGUCGAGUGGGUGUUUAUUGGAGGGUCGCUGCUGCACACUCUCAGUCUGUUGUCCAGCAGUUUUGUGGAGGAAGAACAUCAGACAUGGUACUUCUAUAUCAUCACCCUGCAUGCUGUCAUCAUCUGCAAUCUCAUUGGUGCUGUCUGCUCUCAAGCAGCCAGUCAAAAAGCAGGGAGCGCUGGUGAUUUUGAUAGACAUGAACAGACGACAGAUAAUCAGAACAGCCAUAAGACUCACAGAGACACAUCUUACCAUGAGAUAAUCAAACAGAGUGAGAAGAUAGACAGUGGUUCACCAAGCAUUACGGUGUGGACGUCUGUCACGUCAGUGGCAGCCAUGUUUGUUGUGCUGAUGCUAUGCAGGGUGUUGAGGAGGUGGAAUCAGACAGGAGACAAAUGGCUGACUGUUCCUGACAUCGGUGAUUGGCUUGUCAGACCAGAGAACAAGUCGGCUUUAUCAGCUGUAGUGGCCAUCUCCAUGUUGUGCCUUGUCACCACCAGAUGGCGAUCAUCAUCUCUCAUCCAAUCAUCUUGCAGUAUUUUGGCUGCGAUAUCGACCUACUGCUCUAAAGCUGCCACGGGUGUCAUUGUGUUCCCGGGUGUGUACUCAGGGAUGACCAAAGGCGUCACAGAAGCCCAGCUGACCUACUUCAUCCUCCUCCUGUCCCUCAUCAUGUUGCUAUGGCAAUGGAGGAGCCAGCUGGGGGAGCCAGGGUACCAGACAACCGACCUGUGGUCAAGCCUGCAGACAAUAUGGCUGCUGGUUAUGAUGCUGUUGCUACGGCCACACAAUUCAGCACUGGUUGCCAUGGUGGCUGCAAUAGAGAGCCUGGUGUCCGGUCACAUGAUCUCCGUCACCAAACUGCGUCCUGCCUUCCUGACACUGUACUGUCUGUGGAUGGGGCAGGCGACGUUCUUCUUCCAGGGCAACUCCAACAGCCUGACCACAGUGGACGUGGCGGCCGGCUACGUGGGUCUCCAUGACUACCACCCUCUCCUCAUUGGUCUGUUGAUGUGUCUCUCCACCUACGCUGGACCGAUCUUCUGGAUGGUCUCACUCCUCAAAUACAUCAGCACGAUGGACGUCAACUUAGAUGACGUUUCCAGGACUAACAAACUGAGAGUUGGCCACCAGGAGGCGGCAGUGACGGUGAUGAUGUCCCGAGCUCUUCCCCUGUCCGUGUAUUGUGUGCUGGUGACCGUGGAGAGGUACCACCUGUUUGUGUGGACGGUCUUCUCCCCCAAGUUGUUGUAUGAAGGUGUGACCACCGUGGUCUUGUCAACAUUCGCCGUUCUCCACGCAGUCUUAGCGCUCAGUCACAGCAGUAGAGCCAAAAGCAGAAAAAUACACGAGUGAUAAUCAUCAGGAACUUGGUGAAGAAAACCAACACAGAUAUGACAUGUUGUUUUCCAGGAACUGUUUUUUAGCAGGUCAUAUUUGAAAUUUAUUCUGGACUUUAAUGAUCUGACAUGUUUUAUUGAUAUGUUUGUGUAUUUUUUGUUGAUCAUAUCGUAUUUAUUGUAUAGGUUACAUGGAUUUACCUUUGUAAUAAAAUACUAUCUUAA